Messenger RNA from Mirounga angustirostris (Northern elephant seal), 6835 nucleotides. RefSeq names its product zinc finger protein 33B-like. The transcript is spliced from 5 exons. Gene Ontology annotation, biological process: regulation of DNA-templated transcription. The coding region runs from base 417 to 3101 and encodes 894 amino acids. Lineage: Eukaryota; Metazoa; Chordata; Mammalia; Carnivora; Phocidae. The record is from RefSeq and is a predicted model, not a curated record.
GCAAGUCUUUUUUGAAAAAAGUUUCUCCUUACCGAAGUGUGGAUUUAUUUUUAUUUGACAUUUGAAGGUCCUAGUUGCUUACCUUCUUCGCUGCUGAAAUGCUAUUAUUUUAUCUAUUGUUUACUUUGAAACUAUUAUUUUUAUUUUAUUGCUAGCAUUUCCUAGUAUCUAAUUCGUUUAGCUUUCUAGUAUGUAAGGUACCCUUUCUACUUCUAUUCAUAACGCACAUUGAUUUACAUUUUUGCCUCCUUUGGUCGCUUGGCGUUCAAAAAGGCACACUGGUUGUGAGACUAUUUCUUCGAGGUACUGAAAAAAUUCAGGGCUGCCUACAGAAGCGACAACCCCAUGCUACCAUCUCUGAAUUGGUAAAGAAACAACGUUUCCGAAAUUCCCCAAAGUCCUGGGCGAGCAGGCUUAUGGGAUCUGAAGUCCGGAAGUUUGUGAGCCCGCCGCACGUGGUCAUGGGAGCUGGUCUUCUGCGGCUCCUCCUGCGCAGGCGCAGUACCUCGCAGGCGCUUUUAGAUGCUCCAGCAUACCGUGGGAGACGGUCCGGAGUGUUCAGGAUUCUGGAGCUCUGCCUUCAGAGAUUUCUACAUUUUUCCAAGAGAGACCAGCAAAAUAUGAAGAAGUCCUAUGGAUCCUUAUCAUUUGAGGAUGUGACUGUGGGCUUCACCCAGGAGGAGUGGCAGCACCUGGACCCUGCUCAGAGGAUCCUGUACAGGGAUGUGAUGCUGGAGAACUACAGCCACCUUGUCUCAGUGGGGUGUUGCGUCCCUAAACCAGAAGUGAUCUUGAAGUUGGAGCAAGGAGAGCAGCCAUGGAUACUUGAGGAAGAGUCCCCAAGCCAGAGCUACCCAGAAGUCUGCAAAGUUGAUAACCAACUAGAAAAGAAUCAAGAAACCCAGGACAGACAUUUCUGCCAGCCUCCAUUUAUCAACAACAAAACACUGACUAUGCACAGAGGUAAUGUAUUAGGAAGCAUUUUUAAUUUCAGCACAGACACAGUUCCUUCCAUAAAAAUACCCUGUAGGUAUGACUCGUGUGGUAUGAAUUUGAAAUGUAUUUCAGAAUUAAUUAUUAAUAAGAAAAACUAUUUAAGUAAGAAGCCUAUUGAUCUCAAUACAUAUGGGAAAUUGCUCCUUCAUAUUAACCAUGAACAAACUCAAAUGGGAGAGAAACCUUGUGAAUUCAUUCAAAAUGGAAAAUACCUCAGUCAUAAUGAAGAUUUCAUCCCAUAUCAGAGAAUUAAAAAUACAGAACAAUCCUUUAUUCAAAGCGAUAAGGAAUAUGGGAAAGCUUUCCAUGAGAAGGCAGUUGUCAUCCCAUAUAACCAAGCUCACGUAGGACAGAGUCCUUGUGAACAUAAUGAAUUUGAUAAAACUUUCUGUAAUGAUUCAGCCCUCAUGGUCCAUAAGAUGGCACAAAGAACAGAAAAUCCUUAUGAGUUUCAUGAAUAUGCUAAAACUUUUGAGAAGUCAUCUCUCUUGGAACACAGAGUUCAUUUAGAGGUGAAAGGUUAUGAGUAUAUUGAAAGAGUGGAUAAUUUCAAUGGGAGAUCAGACUUUCCUGACACAGGAGAGAGAAUAUUUGAAUAUAACAACUUGGGAGAACCUUUCCGGGAGAAGUCAGUUCUUAAUGUAACUCAGAGAACAUACAUAGGAGACAAAGUCUGUGAAUGUAAUAAAUGUGGAAAAGCAUUCUGCAAAAAGUCAAAACUCACCAAACAUCAGAAAAUACAUACAAGAGAGAAACUCUAUGAAUGUAAGGAAUGUGGGAAGUGCUUCUCUCGGAAAUCUCUCCUCACUUUACAUCAGCGAAUCCACACAGGAGAAAAACCAUACGAAUGUAAGGAGUGUGGGAAAUGCUUCUCUAGAAGUUCACACCUCAUAAUUCAUCAGAGAACUCACACAGGAGAGAAACCCUAUGAAUGUAAGGAAUGUAGAAAAAGCUUCUACCAUAAGUCCUAUCUCACAGUACACCAGAGAAUUCACACAGGGGAGAAGCCCUAUGAAUGUAAUCAGUGUGGAAAAACCUUCAUAAGCAACUCAGUCCUCACAAUACAUCAGAAAACACACACAGGUGAGAAACCCUAUGAGUGUAAUCAAUGUGGAAAAUUCUUCUCUAGAAACUCCUACCUUACAGUACAUCUGAGAACUCACACAGGGGAGAAGCCCUAUGAAUGUGAGAUAUGCGGAAAAACCUUUUGUCACAAGUCAGAUGUCACUAAACAUGAGAAAACUCACAUAGGGGAAAAACCCUAUGGAUGUAAUCAGUGCGGGAAAACCUUUAGUCGCAACUCAGGUCUAAAAGUACAUCAGAGAACUCACACAAAGGAGAAACCAUAUGAAUGUAGUGAGUGUGGGAAAUCCUUCUCUGAGAAAUCAGUCCUCACAGUACAUCAGAGGAUCCACACAGGGGAAAAACCUUAUAAGUGUAAUGAAUGUGGAAAAACCUUCUACAAUAAAUCAGACCUCACUAAACACCACAGAACUCACACAGGUGAGAAACCUUAUGAAUGUAAGGAAUGUGGGAAAUUCUUCUCUAGGAAUUCAUACCUUACAGUACACCAGCGAACUCAUACAGGAGAGAAACCCUGUGUGUGUAAAAAAUGUGGGAAGACCUUUUGCCAUAAGUCAGAUUAUACAAUACAUAAACGAACACACAGAGGGGAAAAAUCCUAUCACUGUAAUCAGUGUGGGAAAACCUUCACUUGCAGUUCAGUCCUCAGAUCACAUCAGAGAACUCACACAGGUGAGAAGCCCUAUGAAUGUAAUGAGUGUGGGAAGUCAUUUUCUGAGAAAUCCAUUCUCACUGUACAUCAGAGAAUACACACAGGGGAGAAACCUUACAAGUGUAACGAAUGUGGAAAGUCUUUCUAUCAUAAGUCAGAUCUCACUAAGCAUCAGAGAACACACACAGGAGAGAAACCCUAUAAAUGUAAUCAUUGUGGGAAAACCUUCAGUUGUAACUCAGGCCUCAAAGUACAUCAGAGAAGACACAUAAGAGAGAAGCCCUAUGAAUGUAUUGAGAGUGAGAAAACCUCCAAGAAAUCAGUUAUCACAGUACAUCCAAGGUUACACACAGGGGAAGAAAAUUUGUAAAUAUAGCAGUGAGAGAAACCUUUCUCUUGUGAUUCAUACCUCAAAAUACCACAGAAAAUUCACAAAAGACAUGACUCCUAUGAAUGUGCAGAAUGGCAAAUCUUUUACCAUAAGUCAUCUUCCAAAGUAAACGAGAAUACUCAUAGUGGAAAAUACUCUGAAUUUGGUGAAUGUUUAAAAAUCUGUUGUAAGUAAGACAACUAAAAGUGACUGUAGAAGAAACCCUGUUAAUGCAUGUAGGAAAUAUGGGGAAUUAUUUUUAUUAUGAAGUAGAGCUUAUUAAAGAACUUACAUAGGAGAUAAUCCUGUCAAUCAAACAGAUGAGUGAAAAUGUUCUUCCAGAAUUUGGCCAUAAAUAACAAUCAGACCACACUUGGGAAAAAAUGUCAACAUCUUGUAUUUUUUUGAGACCUUCUUACACAAGUUGUACUCAAUGUAUGUCAGGGAAAUAAUAGGGAAGAUACCCAAAGAAUGCAGCAAAUGUGGUUGAGCCUUUAUCAAGAAAUGCCAUUUUGUUCAGCAAGACAAUUGAUAUUGGAGGAAGUCAUAAAGAUGUUUUGAAUGUGCAGACUUUAACAAAAUUCAGACUUUAUUAUAUGUGAAGAUUUUAUUGAAGGAAGUAUGUCUUUAGGAAAUAUGGACAGAAAUUGUCCUUUAGAUACAUUAUUCUUAGUUAUGUUUUUCUCUAAUCUCAAAUUUUUUAAUAGAAGUAAAGCUGAAGAUAGACAUUUUUAAAAACAUUAACUGGAAUGCGAAGCUUUUUGAAAAGAACAAAUAAACUGAAUAAUCUUCUCAGACUCUGAUUUCACUUUGGGAGAAACACAUGUCACCCCGUGGCCCUCCCUAGCAUGAGCCAUCAUGGGUUUUUGAUUAGUCUGUCCCCAAACUAUGCUGUUACCUCUGCGAAGAAUGCUUGAUGGUCUGGUUCAUCCUGGGGUCUACUCGAGGGGUUCUCCCCGUGGACUAGACUCAUACCAGAAUGUACACUGCCAGCAGCCAGGGACAGUCUGGAGGACGUAUCUGCUUCCUCUUCUUAGGUUCAGGAACCAGAAGAAACAUUGAGUGUGUUAAUGAAAGUAGACUACUGUAGGGCAUAUGACCUUCGUGUCCCAGCUGAAAUUUCCAGGAAGCUCAUCAUAGCUCAACUUUCUUGAAUUCAGGCCUAUUGACCCAGUGAUAGCCCACCUUUCCAGGGGGUGUGUCCAGUUAUGAGGAAUAUCAUAACCAUUGCUGUGUCUGCUGCAGGUUGGAAGUAAUGUACGAGAAUAGUUGAAGUAUCUGCAUACCAUCCUCAAAUCCAUUCCAUAUCCUAUAACUUCUAUCACCUUCAGCACUUUUCUAAAUUUCGUUAAUAUUGAUCUCACAUCUCAUUACUUUUACAGUAAUAUUUUACAUGUAUUUCUCUGUGUGUGUGUCUAACAUUGUUUUGCUUGUAUAUCAGUGGGAACACAUGUUUUGCAACUUGCUUUUGUCUUCAGGUGCAUGGUUUUGAUAUUUAUACAUAUUGACAUAUUUAGCUUUAGUUGAUGCAUUUUAAUAAAGCAUGAUAUAUGACUAUAACAAUAUUGUCUAUUUUCCUGUUUAUGAUUUUCAAAAUUUAAGAGCUUUGUUAUUAAAAUAAUAAUGUUCCCAAAUUUUUAAAAAUCAACUCUGGGCAAUAAUUUAAAUAUGGUUAAAUAUACCAACUCAAGUUUUAAUAAGAGUAUACUCAUACAUAUGACUGCUACAGUUUAGAGAGACAACACCCAUUACCCAGAAGGGUUUCUCAUUCCCCUUUCCCAGUCACUUCUGGGACUCGCCCCCCACCACGGCCCCUGGCAACCAAUGAUCUGCUUUCAGUAACUUGGUUAGACUGAUUUUUUAAAAUAUCAUUUCACAUAAAUGGAGAUAUCCAAGAUGUCCUCUUCCUUGUCUUUUAUUCAGCAUGAUUUUGAGAUGCAUCCAUGUUUUAGCAUCUGUCAGUAACUCCUUUGUUUUUUAUUAAGUCAUAUUUUAUUGUAUGCUUAAUUACAGUGUAUCCAUUCUCUUUCCAGUUUUUGGUUGUUAUGAACAUAGCUGCAGUGAACUUCAUGUGCAUUUUAAUGUAGGCAUGUUUUUAUUUCUCUCUGGUAAAUACUUAGGAGCAAAGUUUUUCAGUUUGUAGGAUUAGUAUAUGUAAUGUCAGACUUCUCUGAAGUGGUUAUUCCAUUUACAUUUCUGUCACCAGUGUGUGAGAGCUGUAGUUAUUUCACAUUUUUGUCAAUACUUGGUAUUGUUACUUUUUAAUACAGCCAUUUUAAUGUGCAUAGUGGCAUUUCCCUGUGCUUUUCAUUUGCAUUUCCUUGAUAAAUAAUGAUGUUACGCAUCUUUCACUUACUUACUGGCCAUUUGUGUAUCUUAUUUUGUGAAGCAUCUGUUUAAAUCGUUUGCCCACUUUGUAGGUUGUCUUAUUUUUGAGUUAUAAAGAUUUUUUAUUGAUUGGAUAUUUUCCCCAAUCUGUACCCCGUUUGUGGAUUUGUGGAAGUUUUUCAUUUUGAUAAAGUCCAGCUUACCAGUUUUAAUCUUUUUUAAGAAAUCUUUGCAGGGGCGCCUGGGUGGCUCAAUUGGUUAAGCGACUGCCUUCGGCUCAGGUCAUGAUCCUGGAGUCCCUGGAUCGAGUCCCGCAUCGGGCUCCCUGCUCGGCAGGGAGUCUGCUUUGUCCUCUGACCCUAUCCCCUCUCAUGUGUUCUCUCUCUCUCAUUCUCUCUCUCUCAAAUAAAUAAAUAAAAUCUUUAAAAAAAAAAAAGAAAAAAGAAAUCUUUGCAGACCCAAUAGUAUCAGAGAUUUUUCCUCUUGUUUUCUAAAUGCUUUAGCUCCGUGUUAGGUAUAUGAUCUAUUUGGAAUACAUUUUUGUGUAUAGUGUUUUAAGGGUCAAAAUUUAUAUUAUUCCAUUUGAACAUUCCGUUUUUUCAGCACCAUUUGUUGAAAAGACUGUCUUUUCUCCAUUGAAUUACCUUGGUACCUUUUAAGACAUCCAAUUGAUUAUUUGUCUUUGUGUGUGUCGGGGGGUGGUUUCUACCUUUGGGUCCUUUUUCCUGUCCCAUUGAUCUGUUUAGCUUCUCUACAUUGUCUUUAUUCCCAUAUCUUUGUUAAUAAGUCUUUAAAUGAAAUUGUAUCAAUUCUUCAACUUUGUUCUCUUGUCCAGAACUGUUUAGGCCCUUGCAGGUCUUUUGCAUUUCCACAUACAUUUUAGAAUGAACUUGUCGGUUUCUAAAAAAAAAACAAAAAAACAAACAAAGGCUGCUUUCAUAUUGCUUUUAGGAUUUUAUUGAUUCUGUAUGUCUGGGAAAAGUUGACAUCUUAAUACUGACUUUUCUGAUCCAUGAAUGUGCUCUAUCUCACCAUUUAAUUAGGUCUUUAAUUUCUCUCAGCAGCGUUUUGUAUUGCCUGAGUACAGACAUUGUUUUGUUAGAUUUAUCCCUAAGUCUGUCUUGAUUUGGAUGUCAUUAUAAGUAGUAUUGUUUAUGUAAUUUCACUUUCAGUAGUUCUUUGUUAAUCUAUAGCAAUACAGUUGAUCCUUGUGUAUUGACCUUGUUUCCUGUAACCUUGAUAAACAUCAUUUUGGUAGCUUUUUUGAGUCCAUAAAAUUUUCUAAUUGUAUAUGAUUAUGCCUCCUGCACUUGGUUCUUUCUUUUCAAUCUUUAUGCUGUUUACAUUUUUUUUCUUUUUUCUUUUUUUCUUUUUCUUUUUUUGCCUUUACUGCAUUCUCACUACAA